Molecule: messenger RNA, 1761 nt
Organism: Colletotrichum siamense
Lineage: Eukaryota; Fungi; Ascomycota; Sordariomycetes; Glomerellales; Glomerellaceae
Exons: 5
Coding region: 1-1761 (586 amino acids)
Biological process (GO): DNA-templated transcription
Molecular function (GO): DNA binding; zinc ion binding
Source: RefSeq, a predicted model, not a curated record
AUGUCACAGAAGAAACGAUCGAGGGCCGGCUCCGGCCCUGUCGAAGACAACACUUCAGAUACCCGAGAUCAUCUAGAACCCGAAGGCGCCGGAACCAAUGCGGCGGCAGCCCGCGAGAUGAUCAAGGAACUCGGCUACAGCACGGGCCAGCCACUGUAUUCCAGCACACAUGACGCCUCAGCAAUCAAGGCUCCUCCGAUGCUGAUCGUCGAGGCCCUGAUUGAGCCUUAUUUUGAGUCGAUCAACUCCCAUUUGCCCAUCUUCACCCGGGAGGGAUUCCGCCGCCUGAUGGACGCUUCCCGUGCGGAGGCCAACCCCGCAUACAACCGGCCGUUUGCCAUCUGUGCCAAUAACAUGGUACUAUUGACGCUGUCAGCCAAAGCGUUGCACUCGCAGGCGAAGAGCACCUCACCAUCUAACCUGGAACCAAUCAUGGAAUCAAUUGAUGUCGAGCUUAUCCAAUCUUUCAUCGGCAAUGCCAAUCGCGCCAUGGUCCAGGUUGAGCAGCUUCUCAGCCCUCGCCUGGUGAACGUCCAAGCUCUGCUGUCUUUGUGUUUUGUCGCCCAAAUGUGGCUUUCUGAGGAUGUUUUCAAUCUUGCAUUGACUUUGGCAGCCCACGUAGCCAAGUCCAUGGGCUUGUACCAGCCACAAGCGUCCUCGUUAACAGCAUCCAGCCUAAGUUCUGAAGAAGUUCAAGAACGAAGAAAUGUUUUACAGUGUCUGUACUGUCUUGAUAAGGCAGUCUGCUGGAACAUUGGUUCGUUGCCCAGCGCCUCCACCGACGUGGUGACUACAACUGAGUCGAUGAGAUUGUCGGAAGAGCCACCCUCCCUUAUGGACGCGAAGUUUUCUCUUGCGCAAAUUGAAGACGACCUGUACACAGUAUUUUACUCCAGAAACGCCGCCAUGCAGGACCACAUCGCAAUAAAAGCGAGAGCCAUCCGAGAACGACUAGAGGAGUGGAGAGCCGCUUAUCGUCUUGAAGAGCAAGACGACUCAUUCGGCACAGGCUCUCCGUUUUGCUCAAAGCUAGAGCUGGAUAUUCCUCUUCAUUUUGCCCGGAUGAGAUUGAUGUGGCCUUUCGUCAGAGAGCCAGAGGCAAGAGCCUUGCUUCUUGACGACUGUCGCACAAGUCUCCAACUUCUCCAACAACUUUGGAACGCAACGUCAAACCACGACCAUUACCCUAGUUUUGCAUGGCUGAUUGUAUCCUUCCCCACAAACGUCAUCUUUCAUUUUGCUAGCCAGUUCGAAGAUCCACAAUUCCCCGUGGGUGACCUCGAACUACUAAACUUUCUCUUAACAUCACUCCAAAAUGUCUCCAUGUUCGCGACAGAGAAUUCUUACGUUGUCCGAUUUUGCAGCUUCGUCAGAAUUCUUACACGUCUCGCCCAUGAUAUUGUCGACAGUCGAGACGCAACUUCUUCUCCGGAAGUGGUAUUUCACACCAUGGAGGCUUCGCCAACACAAAUACAGAGUCAAACGGAAUUGGAGCAUUCAAGACCAAGAGUUUUCGAUGGACAAACAGUCAUCAACACACAGGAUGCUUUGCAUCUGCACGAAGACCUGGAUACGCUGAUGACUAUGUGGGAGAAUGGUACCAACGCUUUUACCGGCUUCUCCAGAACCAAUGAUCUGAUGGUAUUUGAUGACUUUUCGCCAAACGUGGACAAAGGGCUGUGGGAUCAUUACAAUCUUACAGGCGAUAUCCAUGCUGAUCGGGUACAAGAGACGGAGUUGCUUCACCAAGAAGAGUUAUGA